Molecule: messenger RNA, 2031 nt
Organism: Humulus lupulus (European hop)
Lineage: Eukaryota; Viridiplantae; Streptophyta; Magnoliopsida; Rosales; Cannabaceae
Exons: 2
Coding region: 305-940 (211 amino acids)
Source: RefSeq, a predicted model, not a curated record
AAUGUGUUUUCAUUACAUAAGGUAAUUUUUAUUCUUUUUGCUUUUCUUUAUAUAUGAAUUUAUUUGAUUUUUUUAAUAUUGUAAACUGAUUUUUCUGUGUUGUUAUUUGCAGACCAAAAUUGUUAAAGUUUUGCCCACUGAUGAAGAGAACAAUGCCUUCAAGCUUGAAGGUUUUUUCCAGUGCAACAAGGAUUUGAAUGUUGCUGAUUUUGAGGAUGAUGAUUUUGUUGCUCCUCCAAAGAAACCAACCAGUGAGGCUCCUUCAUCAUCCUAUGUUCCUUGUGUGACAUUUGGUUUUUCUGAUAUGAAAAUUAUUGUGGAUGAAUGUCAGAAGAAGUGUAACAUUAUGUCUAAGGAAAUUGCAUUUUUAAAGUCUGCUAGUGAAUCUAGACAUAGGGCAUUGAUGGAGAUGUUGGUUAAUUUGAAAAACGAUCAAGAUUUAAAACACAAGGAAGUUAUGGAAAUGUUAGGUGAGUUGAGGCCAAAAUCAUGUGGUAUUAAUGAUGAUAUUGAUCCUGUUGAUGUUGGUUUUGUGGGAGCUGAUGUUGGUGAUACUUCUGGUGGUGGUGGUGUUUUAAAGGAAAAGGAUAAGUUUUUUGAGAAUGAAAGUUUUACCCAAGUUUUUGAUGAAUGCAUUCAAGCAAUGCAAGAAGAUGCUGCUGGAGAUAUGGUAAUUGCAGAUGAUAAGAAUGAUACAGUAAAUGAGAAUGAGAAGACUACUGGGAAUGAUGUUGAAGAAACAAUGAAUAUUGUCAAACCUCAUGAUGAUGUAGCUGAUGUUGUUAAAGAUCUAGAAGAAGAGGCUCAUAUUUUUAACAACAUGAAUGUGGAGAUUUUUGAUAAAGUUGUUCAUGUAGCUGUUGGUGAUUUGGCAAAAAAAAAGGUAACUAAACAAGGCAGAUAUUGUAUUUUUUUUUCUUUUUGCAAUAUUUUCCAAUAGUUGUAUUAUUGAGUUUUUCAUAUUAUUUUUGUUUCUAGGAAGUUGUUAUGGCAACACCCAUUGCUGGUUCUUUGAUGAAUCCAGUAGUUGUGUCUACUCCUGUUGUUGGCAAAAGGAAUCCAAAGCCUACUCCAGUUUUGCAAUCUCCUUUUGUGAACCAAUUUGGAUCAUCUUCUUCUGAGGAUAUGAAACAUUUGGAGGUUGUGAAGUCUAAAAGGAAGGUUGUGGGACGAUAUGCUUUUGGAGACAAUCUUUUGGAUCUGCCUAAUCAAAUUGACCAAGACUCUUUUAACAAGUGGUUUUCUCUGGGGCUGAGAAAAAAUAAUAAGUAUGCUUCUAUUUUUUAAUUGUUUUUUUAUUUAUUUUGUAUUUCAGUUUCAGUUUCACCAUAAUUCACUUUUAAAUGUUUAUAUUUGUUAUAGGUAUAAGAAAUUUGAUGAUAAUAAUAGUAUCAUUAAGGAGCCAUUUCAGUUUUGUGUAACUGAGAUUGAGAGAAAAUUUUGGUUUUAUGAUUUAGUUAAAGAUGGGAGGGAUUUGGACAAUGAGGUAUUUUUUUCCCUUAUUAUUAUUAAGUUGUUUUAGUUUUUCUGUUUUCAUUAUUCUUAUUAUGGUUUGCUUCUUGUUUUUUCAGCAUAUUAAUGUGGCAUUUUAUUACCUUAGAAAAAAAGCCAAGUAUUGUGAGUUGAUAAAGGUUAGAGUUACUACUACAGAUAACUCUUUUGAUCAAGUUAUCACUGCUCUGUAUGAUGUGUAUCUGUCAAGUGACUGUGAUCGAUCUGUUAUAUCGAAUAACAGUGUUCUUUUUUAGUAUAUUUGUGGUUAUAAAAUGCUUUGUAACACCCCUUGGUCGCUAGUAGAUUUUGUUUUAUUCCCUAUUAAUAUGACUGCUGUUGGCUGUAAUCAUUGGAUUCUUGGGGAGUUCAACGUGAAGCAGAGAUUUUUUAAAGUCUACAACUCAAUGAGGAAUAGAGUUAUGGAUAAGAAAGUGUUGAAAGUUGUUAAAGCAUAUUCUACUUUGUUGCCCUUGUUUCUUUCUUUAAAUAAUUUUUAUGAGUCAAGGGAAGAUAUUGAUCUAAAUGCACAAGCAUUUA